CUUUCUCUUUACCAACAGGAGUGUUGGAGUGCGAUUUCGGUUCGGGCGACCGGGGUGUGUCGCUGUGUGAUUACUCCAACUCCAACAUCACCGUGCUCCGGUGGCAGGCCUCCACGGGAAGGUCGAGCAACUGGCUGGGCGGACCUCCAACAGACGCCACCGGCUCGCAGGACGGUGGCUACGUGUUUUUCGAGACGUCUGAGCUUCCGGACGAUGACGCGUUGCGAGUGAACAGCGAAUCGGCUAUGCUGGAGAGUGGUCUGCAGCCGCGCACCCCGCCCGCCGGCCAGUGUGUCCAGUUCGCCUACCACCGCGAGGGGCUGAGCGCCGGUGAGCUGCGGGCCCUGCUGCACCCGGUGAGUGACGCCGAGCUGCUCGGGUACCCGGUGGAUCACAGCGGGGACACGGUGCUGGCUCACAGCUCCGCUGACGUGGCUGGAUCCUGGAGCUCGGCUGAGAUGAUCUACACCUACCCCGGUAGACAUACGAUUGUGUUCGAGGCGAUCCCGUGCCGGUCACGUCGUGUUGGCUCGUGCAGUCCCGACUACCGCGGCCACAUCGCUGUCGACUCGGUACGUCUGGCCCCGGACGGGUGUCUGGGACACUGCACCUUCGACGGCGGCGCGUGCGGCUGGACCCAGGACGACAGCGACGACUUUCAGUGGGAGCUGAGCCGCGGCAGCCUCAGCCGCGACACCGGCCCGAGGGCGGACCACGGCAGCGAGCUGUUCGGCAGCACCUCGGGCGGCUACAUGUUCGCCAGCUCGGCGUUCCCGCGCCGGCCGGGCGACCGGGCGCGCCUGCUGAGCCCCCAGCUGUCCGCCGGCCAGCCGCGCUGUUUCCGUUUCUGGCUGUACCUGUUCGGACCGGGCGUGGGCACGCUGCGCGUCCUGCUGCUGGCUGGCGACCGGCGGCAGGAGCUGUGGCGGCUCUCCGGGCCGGCUGGUCAGCAGUGGCACCAGGGACUGGUCACUGUCUCGGCAGAGGCCGGCACCUUCAGGCUGGCGCUGGAGGCGGAGCUGGGCACCGAGCGGCUCGGCGACAUCGCCGUCGAUGACGUCUCGCUGGAGAGCGGCAUUUGUCCGGCGGCCCCGCAGACGGCGGCGCCCUGGUCUUCGGGCUGCACGUUCGAGGUGGACACGUGCGGCUGGGCCGGUGUCGAGGGCGACCGCGGCCUCUGGGAGCGGGUGGUUGCCGCGGCCGCGGAUGGCAUCCCGGCCACCGACCACACGACCGGCCGGCCCGGCGGCGGCCUGGUGCGUCUGGGGCCGGCCGACCCGCCGCCGCCCGGCCACAUGGCGCGCCUCCUCUCCCCGCGGCUCGACCGGCCCGACGCCGCCACCGCCGCGUGCCUUACAUUCAGGUGGGUCCGCUGA
Amphibalanus amphitrite is the source of this 1376-nucleotide messenger RNA. Its product is annotated as MAM and LDL-receptor class A domain-containing protein 1-like. NCBI's taxonomy places the organism in Eukaryota, Metazoa, Arthropoda, Thecostraca, Balanomorpha, Balanidae. The record is from RefSeq and is a predicted model, not a curated record. Bases 246 to 1376 code for a protein of 376 amino acids. Gene Ontology annotation, cellular component: membrane. The transcript is spliced from 7 exons.